UGAGAGAAUCUGUGAAGGAAGCCAUGGUUGGUUUAAUGAGAGCUCUGUUGGUUAUUUUCAUGGCGGCGGGGGCGGCGUUGCAGCCGGCUUCAGCAGAUGAUUAUAACGUCGGCGACUCUCAGGGAUGGACAACUGGUGUGGAUUACACCACCUGGGUUUCCGACAAGACCUUCAAGGUCGGAGAUAAAUUAGUGUUCAAAUACGGUGGGCUCCAUAGCGCCGACGAGGUGAGCAAAUCCGAUUACGACUCCUGCACCAGCGGUAACGCCAUCCAGUCUCACUCCGACGGCAGUACUACAAUCAAACUCACCGAAGCCGGCACCCGUUACUUCAUCUGCGGCACUCCCGGUCACUGCGACGGCGGUAUGAAGCUCGCCGUCACCACCGUCGCCGCCUCUAGUCCCGGCAGCCCUUCGACCGGCGGUUCGGGUUCCGGUACUUCGCCGACUUCCGGCGGUUCUUCGAACUCGCCCCCUUCCACCACUGGCUCUCCGUCGCCGCCGGGAGCUUCCGGCGGGAAAAACGCUGCCGGUGUCGGCGGAUUCCGGGGAGGCGAUUUGGGGGUUCUUGUUGGGCUUAUUGGGCUUGGACUUGCGGUGAUGGGCUAGGAUAGAGGCAGUGCGUUUUGUUUAAUGGGCUUCUUGGUGAGAUUGUUAGUUUUGUGUUGCUAUGUAGCUCUCAUGAAUUUGGACAUGAAGGAGACUUCUGCUUUCAAUUGUGAUUUUGGAUGUUUUGUAAUAUUUUUUUAAUAUUGAAUGUUGGG
Phalaenopsis equestris is the source of this 763-nucleotide messenger RNA. RefSeq names its product blue copper protein-like. Gene Ontology annotation, cellular component: plasma membrane. The transcript is spliced from 3 exons. The record is from RefSeq and is a predicted model, not a curated record. Gene Ontology annotation, molecular function: electron transfer activity. The coding region runs from base 24 to 608 and encodes 194 amino acids. Lineage: Eukaryota; Viridiplantae; Streptophyta; Magnoliopsida; Asparagales; Orchidaceae.